GCCCCUUCUCUCUACUUAGGGUUUUUCAGAGCGCACCGAAGCGAGGCUCCACGUACCUCUGUUCUCAAUCUUUUCUCCGAUCAACAGAAAAUGGCGACUCAGAUGAGCAAAAAGCGAAAGUUUGUGGCUGAUGGAGUCUUCUUCGCGGAGCUCAACGAGGUUCUCACCAGAGAGCUCGCUGAGGAUGGUUACUCUGGUGUUGAAGUUAGGGUCACCCCAAUGAGGACCGAGAUCAUCAUUAGGGCUACCCGAACUCAGAACGUGCUCGGUGAGAAGGGAAGAAGAAUUAGGGAAUUGACUUCUGUUGUUCAGAAACGCUUCAAGUUCCCAGAAAACACUGUGGAGCUUUAUGCUGAGAAAGUUAACAACAGAGGUCUCUGUGCCAUUGCUCAGGCUGAGUCACUACGUUACAAGCUUCUUGGAGGGCUUGCUGUUCGCAGGGCUUGCUAUGGUGUCUUGAGAUUUGUAAUGGAGAGUGGAGCAAAGGGAUGUGAGGUGAUUGUCAGUGGCAAGCUCAGGGCUCAGCGUGCUAAAUCAAUGAAGUUUAAGGAUGGAUACAUGAUAUCCUCGGGUCAGCCUGUCAAAGAAUAUAUCGACUCGGCUGUGAGGCACGUGCUCCUUAGACAGGGUGUUUUGGGUAUCAAGGUGAAGAUCAUGCUUGACUGGGAUCCCAAGGGCAAGCAGGGCCCUAAAACUCCUCUACCUGAUCUUGUCACCAUCCACACCCCCAAGGAAGAAGAGGAGUAUCUUAGGCCACCAAUUCCGGCUGCAGAUAUCGAGGUUGCAGCAGCUUAAGACUGCAAAGAUAUGGCCCCAUCUGGAACAUUAGGGCUAUAAUGUUUGGUCUAGUUUUCAUUUAGAAAAGUAAGGAACAAGAGAGGAGACAUUUAUAGAUGGUGCGUUGGAUUUGAAGUUUUUGUCCCCUACUUUUAUUUUUAUUUUUUAUUUUGUUGAGUUUUUAAGGGCUGUUUUUACAAUUUUCGCAGACUGAUCUAGUAUUAUUUUUCUGGUAUUUACAAGUGUUUCAGACCUUAGUUGAUGAAUACAUUUGAUUUUGAUAAUAAGAGUAAUUUGGUAGUA
Vitis riparia (riverbank grape) is the source of this 1080-nucleotide messenger RNA. RefSeq names its product 40S ribosomal protein S3-3-like. The coding region runs from base 91 to 795 and encodes 234 amino acids. Gene Ontology annotation, biological process: translation. Lineage: Eukaryota; Viridiplantae; Streptophyta; Magnoliopsida; Vitales; Vitaceae. The transcript has 6 exons. The record is from RefSeq and is a predicted model, not a curated record. Gene Ontology annotation, cellular component: nucleus; cytosolic small ribosomal subunit. Gene Ontology annotation, molecular function: RNA binding; structural constituent of ribosome.